ACGGAAGCUGACGGAAGCACUGAACUGCGGAACAGUAAUGACAGCUCCCUUGUUUGAUCAGAUGUUCGUGUUAUCGUCAAUGUGAUAUUGAUUUUCUGAGCAAAUUUGAAUAUAAACAAGAAACAAUGAGCUCUGAAACUUAUUUUAAAGUAGUUUUAAUCCUUAAUUGUGUAUAGAAAUAGUAUAAUUUUGCACAAAAUGACAGAAAUAAGUGAUGUUAAUCCGCUUCCACCCGGGUGGGAUGCAAAAUACGAUUCUAGAACAGGACGAAGAUACUUUAUAAAUUACUUCACAAGAAAUACUUCGCUUGAUGAUCCUCGAGCUAACCAAAAACAGAAUGAAUACAUUCCAAUGCAGGACUUCAGUCGGCCGAGCGGAAUGAUGGGUCGCACGAUAGGACCCCCCACCAUGGGUGCGCCCGCCCUCCAGUACCAGCAGCAGAAGAAUGCGGCGGCGGAGACAACCCUCGAGCAGUCUGUGGCUAAGAUAAGCGCCAUGUUCCCCACUGUCGGCGAAACCCACAUCAAGACACUGCUCAUCAAAUACCACAACCGCGAAGCCGUGGUGAUGAGUGCACUGCAGGUGGAGCAUCAUCCUGUCACAAUGCCGGGGCCAUACACACCCCCCAUGGGCGCCAGGGGCGUCAGCUGGGGACCCACUGUGCCCAGAGGCACGCCCCCCCUCACGCCCCGCGCCAGCCCUCGUGCCAACAUGCUACGUUCCAGCUCUCCGUUCCGGAAUACGUCGUCGCCGCCGCGACCCCCGCAUUCGCCCAAGAUGAAACUGAGAUACCUGAAGAGCGUGUUCCCGGUGGUGGAGGAGACCCUGCUACUGGACACUCUAUGCAACUCGGACAACAACGUGCACCGCGCCAGCGAGCAGCUGAUGACGAUGGGCUUCAACAAGCGGGAUACGCCGCCGCCCCGCGUGUCGCUCAAGAGGGGUGACAGUCCGCCAAGAUCUGCCCCCGCCACCAAUACGCCUCCGCCCCCGCCGCGCAUGCGCAGUGUCGAGGAGAAACAGUCCAUGAAAGAACGACUGCACAAGAAGAAUCCGGACAUCCCAGAGCGAGUGGUGAGCAUCGCCCUUGACAGUGUCGACUAUGAUGAGGAGAAAGCUGCUCAGAUACUGGACAUGAUGCAGGAGGAUGACAAGAAGCGAACCGAGACUACGCUCAAAAUCAUCAGCGAGCCGAAAGAUGAGGAGGUGAAAGCAGUGCCCAUCGAUAUGCCUCACAUCCCAGUGCAGCUGACGAGCGCCAGUGCUACCAACGAAGCAAUCCCACCAAAGAGCAUUCAAACUGCCAACAAUAAUAACCACAGAAGAUGCAAGGGCAAGAAGGAGUCACCCAAGAUGAACAAGGAGUUUUCUCCAAGUGAGAACAAGUAUCAUUCACAACUGUUGUCCAAACCAUGUGGUGCCAAUCCCACCUUAACAAAUGGUCCCAACAACGAUAUUCUCUUGCCGGACUACGCGACAUGGACAGGGCCCAACCAGGAGCUUGCCCAAGGGCCCGACAGAACCCUGCUGGGCGCAAAUAGCCGCGUGAAGCCCCGAGGGCCCGACCUGUCCCUUCGCAAAGGACCGAUCAAGGGCCUCGCCAAGGGCAGUAUCUACUCGAGACUUGUCUCUUCAACCAACGCGGCCAACACUCAGAAGGAGGCAAAAACCAAGUAGCAUUCAGUGUGUGCUAUUCUAUAAUCACACAAUACUACGAUCCAAAUUAUAUGAUUGUAUAAAUAGAUAAAGUACUAUAUGAUCUGUCAGCGAUACAACCAUGUGAUAAUAAUAAAAUUGAAACGUAUGAUGUUCAAACUGAACAACAAUCAUUUGCAUGUGUGCAGAGUGUAAUAUUGGAAUCAGUUUUCAAACUUUACAAUAUUCAUAGAUACUUUUUUGGGUGAAAUUUACGCACGGCAAUCUGAAAAAAACUCACUGGCUCUUUUGGACCAUGCAAAAUUUGCAAUAUUUUUGUACUAUAUAGUACCUACUACAGUUACUUUAGAAGACAGUAACUGUAGUGCCUACUUAUAAAAUCAGGCCACACAACUGUAGCUUGUUGUUGUAAAUGGAGCUUUUUCUCUUAUUCAUUUUCUAUUCACGACUUCAGCCGGGACCGACAGUCAGCGUGUCCAUUCGAUAACAUGGGAGUGACCUGGUCAAAAACUUUUGGUGAUGAGCGGGUUUUGAACCGUGGAUUUCUAGGCUGCUAUGCAAUCAUUAUCCACUAGACCACGUAUCACUCCUAUUCAAAUUACACUCUGCACAUUUUGCAACCUUGUACUAAAUCUUAUAUAUUUUUCUAGUGAAAUUUAUAACAAUUAUAAUGUGGCCCUCCAUUGGAAAAUUUAUCUAACUUAUUAGGUAAAAAUGGUUGAGUUCUGUAUGAAUUCCAAUAAAUGAGUGUCUAAGCCAAAAUUCAUUAGUGCAAAGUAGGUUGUAAAUUCAAAAUUGAUUCACAAGUAAUUAAAAGCAAUUAAAUAUUCUAUCUCAAUAGAGAUGGAUAAAACAUAAUUCAAUAAUUCGGUAUUAAUUAAAUGUGUGAUUGUCAGUAUUGGUGAUGUAGUGUGUGUGUGUCAUUGUUAGUGUUAGUUAUAGUCAGUGUUUGAAAAUAGAGCAUAGAAAAUAAAUCCAGUGGUUUUCUUCAUAUUUUUGUUGAAAAAUUCACUCAUUGUAACCACGAUUGUACUAGUUUGUUUGGAUUUGGAUUAUCAUUCAAACAUUCUCAUUUGAAAAAGUAUCAACAUAUCAAACUACAUACGAUCAAUCAUGAAAAUAAUCAAUUUAUGAUAAUUAUUCUUCAAUUAUAUGAUAUUAUCUAUUCUAUUAUAUUUUCAUAGUACAUAUAUUCGUACUACAUAUUUUAUGUCUAUUCAUAUCCUCUAUUUAUAAUAUUCGUAAUCCUAUAUUUAAAUCACAACAUUAUGUUGUAAGUUGUUCUAUUUGUUAUGUAUAUUUUUCAAUUCAAUAUUAGGUUUUUACCUUCAUAUAUUAGAAUUCUCUCACCACAUUAUUGUUAUACUUUUCGAUUGAAUCAUUAUUAGAUUAUUUUUUAGAGAACUGAAAACGCCAUUAAUAUAAAAUUCUGUAAAAUAUUGAGCAUUCCCAUCUUCAGUACAAAAAUAAAAGGUCUUGUCAAUUCAGACGUAGUUUUAGGAAAAAUUCAGUAAUUCGAAAAAAUCAGUUAUUACCAUAAAUUGACUAACAUUUUAUAAUUAGUCAAAAAGUCUAAACCAAUUUUUAACAAUCUCUUUCGUUAACACUAUAUGUUUGUAGAAUCUCUGUAUAAUUCAAUUUCUUUAACUUUUGUCUCGAACAAUUUUUCCCGUUCGUUCUUUGUUAUUUAUUCUGUUAUUUGUUCAGUUGGAACUUCAUAUAAAUAGUUUAUUUACUCUACCAAUAUGUUCAUUUUAUGUGCAAUCUCAUAAAGUUACUUUUACAUCUAAUUAGUUACCAAUAAACGUUUCCAUAGCUUUACAAUUCAAGCUAAAAAUGAGGUUUUAGUUAUAUUUUGAGGCAGUUAUAUUCCACUGCAUAUUGUUAUCAAUGUUUGAGUUAAGUUUUGUUAUUUUCAUAAUGUAACAGUUGGAAACAAAUUUAAUUGAAAAAUAAAUUUAUUAUCCAGACAAGAAUUAUAAUUCGACAAAAAUUCUGUUGAACGAAUGAUGAAAUUAUAGUAAAACUUGAAUUUCAAAAACACUUAUGGAGUGUAAAUGCACUUAAAUUGGUAGUUACGAUCGUUUCGACCUGUUGUUGGUCAUCAUCAAACUGUAGGAAUUUACUAUAAUGUUAGUAAUUUACUCUACAAUGUAAGUGCGUUUUCACUCCAUAAGUGUUAUUAAAAUUCAAGUUUAAAUUUAAUAGUGAAAAAGUAUGGAUAUGCAACUCAGAAAUUAUAAUACUUCACAUGUAAUGAUGUAAUUAAUUGUAAUGAAACAUCUAUACAACAUUAUGAAGAGAAAAUAUCAUAACCAUAAACCUGUCUAGGUACAAAAGAAUUUCUUUCAAGUCCAAAAUUGAAUUGAAAAUCUUCAAGUUAUUUUCAUGUACAAGAAUAGAUCCACUUUUGCAUUUAUUUAUUUUAUAUAAUUAGGAGUAUUUAUGUAGAUUAUUUAAUGUUUUAUUGAUAAUUUAUUAAAAAUAUCGGAUAAUUUAUCAAACUAGGGGUUCUAUCACUUAUUAACAGUAUAUUGAAUGAUUAUGUAGGAGAAGAACAACUUCCUAUCUUUUAAAUUAAUUUUGUUAUUGUAUUUCGCAAUGACUAUUUACUUGAUAUUGUCAGAUACUAGUAGAGUUUCAUCACUUCAGUGUUGUUGAUAGGCAAAAUAUAUUAGAUUUUUAAUCAUUAUUUCAAAUUACUUUCUCUCAAUUUCAAAUGAAUUCAUUGUUUUCCUGUGACCAGAUAGAAAUGGCCACCAUUCAUCCUCCAAUCCCACAAGACGUAGUUUUUUAAAGGAAAAUUUCAAUUUGUUUCUAAUUAUCAAAGUUUAAAAUAGUACAUAUUACACCCAAAUCGAUAUCAACAAACUGUUUCUAAAUCUAUCUACAUUCCAAUAAGUCUUAAUUUUUAUUUUCAAGUUUCUAAAUGGUAUCUACAUUCCAGUUACUCUUAAUUUUUAUUUUUAAUCAUUAUGCAAUAAUUAUUCAAUGCUACUUAUCCACUCUCAUGGUAUUCUCUACAACUAUAUUUUUAAAAUUGGAUUAUAAAUUUAACAUCCUAGUUGCUUUAAAUCUUUAACUUUUAAUUCAAAUGAAUCCCCUCCGAAUCUAGACUUCCUAUCUCCUUUAUUUCUAUUGAAAAAACGGAUAUUUUAAAACUUGUACCUACUGCUAUAUUUCAAGUAAUUCCGUCCUGUGCCGUCCUAUCUCUCCCAUAUAUUGCUCAUCCAUUGUAAAUGUAGGUCUUGAUUCAUUCAAGAUUUGUUCUGAUUCAAAAUAUCAAAUGUAUUUGAUCAGAUUAUAGGAAGUAGUUUUCAUUUUUCAAAAUUGCAAAUGCAAAAAAGGAAAAAAGAUAAAUAAAUGUAAAUCUCAAAUACAUCAAUUAAAUAAAAUAAUUUCACAUUUCCUCAUUUUAAAUAAAGAAUCCAAUAAUAAUUUAAUAGCUUAUCAGAAUUUUAAUCUGAGGAUUCUAACAAUAGGGCCUACGUGGAUCAUUAUAUAAUGUACUCUUCUGAUCUUAGUUAUAUAAAUUAUUUUUACUUUUAGAAUCGAUAUCUUGUACUGUAUUAAUGUAAAUCCACUGUAUUUGACUGUAGUGGCUCCCAUUUUAUACUAUACUAUAUCGUUCGGUUCUAUUCAUAUGCGAAACAAAUGCAUUCCAAAGUUUGAAGUCCACUUUUGACUUAAACUAGAGAUUAAUUAACUAGUUAUGCUAGUAAUUUAUAAUUAACGUUUGAAUUAUUACCUAUUAGAAAUUGAAGCUUCUAUGAUGUAUCAAAUUAGUAAAGAAAUUCCUAAAUCAGAUUUAUGAGUUUACAGGUAUUUUAUAGAUUUUUUUGAAUUUUCAUUCUACUUCAGCUCUGUAAAAUGUUUGGAAAGAUUUCUUGAAAUCCCAUUUUUUGCUAUUAAUAGUGAAACCUUGUCUUGCUAGAUUCCAAGAUUAUACCUUCCAGAUUCAUUCUAAUGACAGUAUAAUUUCCUUUUAUAAUUACCCAUUGUCGAAAUAAAUAGUUUUAAUCAUUCCAUGUAUCUUAAUUACAUAUGGCCAAAAUAAAUACUUUUCAAUCAUUCCAUGACAUGUAUUCGGCAAUUCCCUUCAUUACAAGGCAGUUUAUGUUCACAAGAUUGAGAGUUUCAAAUAUUGCAGACUGCACAGGACGAGACAAGAAACUUCAAAAAUUGAAUGUAGAAAAUUAAGGAAUUUUAUAUCACAGCAAAGAUUUAUUCGAUAUAAAUCUAUUGGACUCAAAUAUCUGAAGUAUUUAUGAUUGGUCAAGAGGUGACUACUACCCACAAUGGGUGAUCUUUAAAUUUGAACAUUUCACUAUAACUAAGUCUCCAACUGUUCACUCUGUGAUGGAAAUCUCACCUUGUUAGAUAUAUUAACAACGACUCCAAAUUGCUAUUCUAAAUUAAUUACAGAUACAGAUAAUACGUAAUAGUUUAAGAAUAAAUUAGAUGUAUCUAGCAACUUACUUGUAAUAUAAAUUUUAAGACCUGUGUUCAAGGAAUGAGGUUCAGAAAAGUAUAAAUUUCCAAGCAAGCUCCAUCUGAAAUGUUUGCGAUUCAACAUGAGUAAUGUCAUUCAACAAUCGGAAAAUUACCUUUGAAAUUGAUGAAGAUAAUGAAUGAAAACGUGAAUUAUACUCUGAGAUGCGGGUUCAUAAGUCAUAAUUAUGAACCAAAUAGAAAUGUUGUACUUUUCUGAUUAGAUUGAAGGUUAGUGUCAGUUAUUCUACGAGUCAUUUUUGGAACUUUUAAUUAGACAAGUAAUUUACAUUACAGAUUAUUUAAUUAGAUUAGUAAGUUAAACUAAUGUUCGAAAUCCAGGAAAGUUGAGAGGGUGCUUUCUAAUUAGAUACUUUAAUGUGUGGUUUGAAAUGAUGUCUUAGUGAACUAGUUGUAAGUACAUGUUACCUGUUUGAUAAAUUUAGUAAAAUUAGCCAUAAAAAUUGCUCAUUGGUAAUGUUGUACCUAUAAUUCCCAUUCAUAAAUGUUGGUAGCUAUGAUUGGUAGAAAAAUGUCAUAAUUAGUAAAAUUACAGAUAGAAAUUAAAGUAGCCAACCAUUAUAGAACAUUUUGAAUAUUGUUUUCAGAUUUAACAUAAAUUCAUAUUAUUUUUCUACACCACACAUCAAUAUAUUAUGUUUCAGUUGGAAUCGAUGGACAAAAAGCUAGGAAGAUUACAAAUGAAUAAUUUCCCUAGGUUGUUGUGACUUCUCACUUGUGAUUGUUAACAUUGAAUACCAUUUUAAUCUAAAGACAGCAGGUGAAAAAUUAUGGUAAGAACUGAAUGUUCUUAUGUAUAAAAGAACUCUUUAUUAGUUGUAAAAGAGUUGGUCUUGCAUAAUAAAUGAAUAUAAUAAUUAUUGGAAAAUGAGUUGCUUGUACUAAAUUAAAAUUCAUAAGAUCAAUUAAUAUAGUUGUACCAAGUAGGCUAUGAUUAUUUGAUAGAGUAUCAAUUUCAAAAUAUAUUUCAUCAGCUUGAGACAAGGUAUGAAGUGAGAGCUUGAUGGUAUUAAAUAUUGAAAAUGAUUGUGUUCUCUCAUUUAUUUUUUAAAUUGUUGUAAGGCAUUGAGGUUCGAAAGAAGUUUAUUUAUCAUGUAAUAUUUUUGUUGCCUGAAUCCCCGGAAAAUUCCAGAAAAAAGAAUCCUAUCUUGUGGGAGAAAUUUAGAGAAUCCAUGUGAGAAUUGUUCAAAAUCUGAAUGAUUAAAUUUUGAGAAUUAUGUGCUUAUAAGUUUUCUGACAAAAAAAAAACAAUAAACACGAUCUUAAACUAGUUACCUUUUACCGCAUGUGUGUAAUAUGGUUGUUGGAAAAAUUAUGUGUCAUAUCAUCAUUGUUAUAUUUUGUAGUUCUUAGUUUACAAAAGACCAUUAAACCAGUGAUUGCGAAU
Nilaparvata lugens (brown planthopper) is the source of this 7555-nucleotide messenger RNA. RefSeq lists its product as uncharacterized. The transcript has 9 exons. The record is from RefSeq and is a predicted model, not a curated record. Gene Ontology annotation, molecular function: ubiquitin binding. NCBI's taxonomy places the organism in Eukaryota, Metazoa, Arthropoda, Insecta, Hemiptera, Delphacidae. Bases 199 to 1677 code for a protein of 492 amino acids.